AUGCUGAGCCGACUAAUGAGCGGCAGUGUUCGGAGUCUGGACAGAGAAUUUAAUUGUACAGUCAGGCUGUUGGACGAUACAGAAUUCACCUGCACUGUUCAGAGGGACAGUAAAGGUCAGUGCCUGUUUGACCAGGUGUGCCAUCAUCUCAACCUCCUGGAGAGAGACUACUUUGGCAUCAGAUAUGUGGACCCAGACAAACAGAGGCACUGGCUGGAGUUUACUAAACCUAUUUUCAAGCAAAUGAAAUCUCAGCCACCGUUCACCAUGUGUUUGCGCGUGAAAUUCUACCCUCCUGAUCCUGCUGCUCUGAAGGAGGAGAUCACCAGAUAUCUGGUCUUCCUGCAGAUUAAAAGGGAUCUGUACCAUGGCCGAUUACUGUGCAAAACAUCAGAUGCUGCCAUGCUGGCUGCGUAUAUUCUGCAGGCGGAGAUUGGAGACUAUGACCCGGGAAAGCAUCCAGAAGGCUAUAGCUCUAAGUUUCAGUUUUUUCCCAAACACUCAGAGCGCCUGGAACGUCGCAUUGCUGAGAUCCACAAGAGUGAACUUGUAGGGCAGAGUCCUGAGACUGCAGAGUUGAAUUUCCUGGAGAGAGCUCAAGCUUUAGAGACCUAUGGGGUAGAUCCACAUCCAUGCAAGGAUGUAUCUGGAAAUACAGCGUUUCUAGCUUUUACGCCGUUUGGCUUUGUGGUGCUGCAGGGUAACAGGAGGAUCCACUUCCUGAAAUGGAAUGAAGUGUCCAAAAUGAAGUUUGAAGGAAAGACAUUCCACAUAUAUGCCAGUCAGCAAGAAGAUCAAAAGAUCAUUCUUACAUACUUCGCUCCAACGCCUGAGGCCUGCAAGCACCUGUGGAAAUGUGGGGUGGAGAAUCAGGCCUUUUACAACUUGGAGAAAUCGAGUCAGGCACGAACUGUCUCCAGCAGCAACCUGUUCUUCAAAGGAAGCCGCUUCAGGUACAGUGGAAAGGUGGCUAAAGAGGUUAUGGAGCAAAGUGCCAAAAUCAGACGUGAACCUCCAGAGAUACACAGGACUGGGAUGGUCCCUAGCAGGAGCUGUCCCUCUAUCACACAUGGCCCCAGACAGAGUAGUGUUCCUCGAACCCGCAGGAGAGCUGUCCACAUAUCCAUUAUGGAAGGUUUGGAGUCUCUCCGUGACAGUGGACACUCCACUCCGGUGAGUUCUGGGUCCCAUGGUGACUCGCUCCGCGGUUCUCAUGGUAACACAGCAGAGGGCAGUAAUGGGGUGGCAGUGAUUUCAGAGGAAUCAUACAGUCCUUCUGACAGCGUCCUACCCACGCCCGUGUCUUCCGCCUGCUCGCUCCAUCACGCCCUGAGCCGAUCCUCCAACGAGUCCGGUGGCACCCAGGACGACAGGGGGCCCAAGUCGGGCACCGAGGAGGGUGGGCAGCGUGGGCAGCGUACUGACAUUAAACCCAAUAGGAGAGCCCCACGUCUGGAUAAGACCCAGGCAGACGUGGAACGGGUGACUGAGUUUAUCUUCAGUGUGGUGCGGCUGUUCUUUGUUUCCAUUACUCUACUCUUCGCCCUCCUUCUCCUCCUUAUCGCACUGACAGAGUCCGACCUGGAUGUGGCGUUUUUGAGGGACAUCCGUCGCACCCCUGAGUUCCAGCAGUUCCACUAUGAGUAUUUCUGCCCUCUGAGGCGCUGGCUCGCCUGCAAACUCCGCUGGAUGGGGGGACACCUCAUUAAUAAGUAA
This is a messenger RNA of Chanos chanos (milkfish), 1716 nucleotides long. RefSeq names its product FERM domain containing 5b (gene frmd5b). Gene Ontology annotation, molecular function: cytoskeletal protein binding. Gene Ontology annotation, biological process: actomyosin structure organization. The record is from RefSeq and is a predicted model, not a curated record. Gene Ontology annotation, cellular component: cytoskeleton. Bases 1 to 1716 code for a protein of 571 amino acids. Lineage: Eukaryota; Metazoa; Chordata; Actinopteri; Gonorynchiformes; Chanidae. The transcript has 14 exons.